AUGGCGGAUCGCAAGAACUCAGACGCAGGACCCUCGAGCUCGAGGCAUGCUCAUGCCAACCCUGCUGCCUCUUUCCCAACACACAACUCGCCGAGGACAUGGUUUCUGACCCAGGCGCUGUCCCCGCUGACCGUGCGUCUCAUACGCCUGCUGCUGGCGCACGGCGACUACGUAGUCGCCUGCUUGCCGCCUCACGAGAUUGAGCACGAUGAUCGCAGCGCAGAGUUCAGAGAGCUCAUCAAUGAGUGCAAGAGUAACCGCAAGGACAGAGAAGGGUGGAAAGACCGCAUCCGCGGGAUUCGGUGCGACGGGCGGGUGAUGGGGCAGGCCGGCGCGGCCGUGGCCGAAGCCGUGCAGGUGUUUGGGAGGAUAGACAUCCUGCUCUGCUGCAAGUACGAAGCGGUCAUCGGCACGGUGGAAGAGCUGUCGACGACGCCGGCCACGUCCAACCUGGUGCGGGACCAGUUCGAGACCAUCUUCUUCUCGCAGGUCAACUUCAUCAAGGCGGCGCUGCCGCAGCUGCGCGCCCAGCACACGGGCCACGUCAUGGCGCUGACCAGCAUCGGGGGCCACAUCGGCACGCCGGGGAUGCCCAUGUACACGGCGGCGACGUGGGCGCUCGAGGGCUUCUGCGACUCGCUGGCGUACGAGAUCGCGCCUUUUAACAUCAAGGUGACGAUCGUGCAGCCGAGCAAGGAGGUGCAGAGCCUGACGCACAAGAUCGUCAUCGCGCCGCAGCUGCCCUACUACGACGGCGAGAUCAACCCGGCGCCCAACAUCCGCGACAUCUACGCGCACGUGCUCAACGCCCACGCCGACACGAGCGUGCCCGACCCGGAGGCCCAGGCCGACCGCAUCAUCGCGCGCUACCCGCGGCUGCCGGCGCAGGCCGUGGACAAGCUCGUCAUGGAGACGGUGCACGCGCUGACGGCCAUCGGCGGCCACGAGAACCCGCCCGCGCGUCACAUCGUCGGCUUCGAGGGCAGCGUCGCCGUCAAGGAGAAGCUCAAGACGGUGACGGAGGAGCUCGAGGACUUUGUCGAGGCGAGCCUGGCCGUGGACAUCUUCCCGAGCGACGUCGUCAAGCCCGAGCCGCUGGAGGACGAGGAUGCUCCCAAGGCCGGCAGCGUGGCGGCUGCUGGUGCUGGUGGAGACAGGGCUGGGUCUGCGUCCGGCUGA
Thyridium curvatum is the source of this 1179-nucleotide messenger RNA. RefSeq lists its product as uncharacterized. The transcript is spliced from 3 exons. NCBI's taxonomy places the organism in Eukaryota, Fungi, Ascomycota, Sordariomycetes, Thyridiales, Thyridiaceae. The coding region runs from base 1 to 1179 and encodes 392 amino acids. The record is from RefSeq and is a predicted model, not a curated record.